Acanthopagrus latus (yellowfin seabream) is the source of this 5908-nucleotide messenger RNA. RefSeq names its product RIPOR family member 3 (gene ripor3). The coding region runs from base 1199 to 4237 and encodes 1012 amino acids. The transcript has 26 exons. The record is from RefSeq and is a predicted model, not a curated record. NCBI's taxonomy places the organism in Eukaryota, Metazoa, Chordata, Actinopteri, Spariformes, Sparidae.
GCCGUGAUGAUUCUGCUUUUCAGUGUGCAGUGUUUAUUUCUACAAAUCACGCUGCCAUCAAUCAGGACGUGAGGCUGCAGGGUCGGUGAUGUAUGUGGUCCGACGCUGGAGCCAAGUUCUUCAGUUUAAAGCCAAACAUGAUACUCGCCAGGCAGAGAGGGAGGGAGGGAGGGAGGGAGAGAGGGGGAAGGGGAGGAAAAAAGAGGGAAGGAGGAGGAGAAAGGGGGCUCCUGAAACAUUUACUCUGAAAUUCAGAAAGAACAUGGAGAAAGUAAGAAAAGUGAAAGAGAGAGUGAAAGACAUGUUUAAGAGAACUGGAGGACGGUUGUUGGGAAACAGAGAGAGAAGAGAGAAAAAAAAAAGAGAAAGAGAGGAGUUUGAUUUCAGAAAGGAAAAGAAAAAACAGAGAGGAAAAAGGAGGAGCUGGGGAUGAAGGAGAAGAAAUAGAGAUAAAAAGUAGAGAAAGUGCUGAGAAAGAAAGGAAGAACAUGAGAAAAACACAAGAAAGGGAAGCAAAGGAAAAACAGAGCAGAUAGAAGUUAAAUAAUCAAGAGAGGAUAUAAGGAGGCGAAGAAGGAGGAGAUGGAGGGAAGGAGAAAUGCCACACGACGUUAAUUGAAGCUGACAGAUGAGAAAACAGCAGAUUAUCAGAGUGGGAAGUGCUGAAAGAGGAGGAGAGAAACACGAGAGAGGGAGUGGAGACGAAGCUGAGGGAGAGGAGAGGACGAAGAGGCAGAGCUGGGAACUAAAGAGUGUGACAGAGAGAGAGAGAGAGGAGGAGGAAGAGGAGGAGGAAGAGGAGGAGAAGAAGAGAAGAGGGGGAACUCAAUUCACCGCCGUGGUUUCUAGACUCUCCUCUGACGUUGUUGUGAAACUCUCUGGAGCUGCUGCUGCUGCUGCUGCAGGACUGAAUGCUAUCAGGAGCGAGCAGGCAGCUGCCAAACCCACCGACACACACACACACACACACACACACACACACACACACACACACACUCACACACACACACACACCCCGGCAGUGUUGGAUAUGACUCGUCCGCGGAGGCAGCUCGGUGUGCUGGACUCACAGUGACAGUUGGGAAUAACCGGUUCUUCAUCCAGUCAGAGCGUUCAGUGAAGAUGAAGUGACGGCCUGCAGACCCGCCGACGACCUCACAGCUCGGAUGUUUCCGUCGGACGAAACUCAACAGAAAAGAUGUCGGUGAAGCUGCGAUUCGACUCUCCGUCCGAUGGAGGUUUGAGCCACCGGAGCCGCUCCUUCACCGGGUUCAGCUCUCUGACCGGAGGACGACGGUCGUCGUCAGUUCGUAACUCCAUGCGCUCUAAAGCCGGGGCAGGAGGUAAAUCUCCCAGGAUGCACCUGUCUCCCAGCAGAGGGGGAGGAGCCAUCUGGUCCAUGCAGCCGGAUGAGGUGGACAGGGUCUUCCAGGCGCUACGCAAAGGACUCACGGAAUUUCUGGAGGGUCACCAGGCCGAGAUGGACUUCCUGUCGUCACAGCAGAGAGAGACCAAGAGAAACUCCAGACUGGCCUUUCUGUAUGACCUGGAGAAGGAGAUAAGAGCGUUGGAGAGAUACAUACGAAGAUUAGAAUUCCAAAUCAGUAAGGUGGAGGAGCUGUAUGAGACGUAUUGCAUCCAGUGGAGGUUGUGUCAGGGAGCCGUCAACAUGAAGAGAGCCUUCUCGCUGUCGCCGUCCACCAGAGCCUCCAGAGAGAGUCUGCUGGAGCUCAACCGCAACCACCGGCACAGCCUGCAGGACAUGUCAGUGAUGGAAGGAGAGUUAGAAAUCCUCCUCGGAGAGCUGCACAUCAAAAUGAAAGGUCUGAUUGGCUUCGCUCGGCUCUGCCCUGGAGACCAAUACGAGGUGAUAGUGCGGCUGGGCCGCCAGCGAUGGAGGAUCAGAGGGAGGAUCGAGUCAGACGACACGCAGUCCUGGGAUGAAGAGGAGAUGGUCUUCCUCCCGCACAUACACCACAACUUUGAGAUCAAGGUGACGGAGGCGAAGGGUUUGGGUUGGCUGCUGGUUGGCAUGGUGACGUGUGCGAGCGCGGACUUCUUCGUGGCAAAGCCGCAGCUGAUGUUGGUGGACAUCACUGAGCUGGGAACCAUCAAACUGCAGCUGGAAGUCACCUGGAAUCCGUUCGACAGCUCUGAGAAGAUGAGGCCGCUGUCCGUCAGCAGGCAGUCGGUGUCGAGCAGGAAGAGUUCAGUUUACAGCUGGACGGCUCCGAGCACGCCGUCCUUCACCGAGAAGUACUUCAUCUCGAUGGUGCGCGAGCUGAAGGAUCGAGAGGGUUCCCUCCCGUCGCUGGUGUCUAAAAGCCGACACAACAGAGGAGGAGUUUCUCUGCUCAGCUACCUGUCGGACCCCUCAAACGCCUCCAUCACGUCAAACCACAGCCCGCAGAGCGCCUAUAACCUCAGUCUGAAGCGGACUCACAGCUACCCCUCCAGCCACAGCGGAGGCACCAGUCUGGGUGGAAGUCAGACUCAGCUGUCCCUCGGGGAGGAAGGAUCCCUGGAGGUCUCUGCGGAGGAGAGGGAGAGGAGGAGGAGGAAGGAGGAGGAGGAGGAGAAGGAUGGCGAGGAGGAGUGGGGCAGUGUGUUAGACUCUCGCUCUACGCCAGCAGAGAGUAAAACAGGUUCCCUGCUGGCUCUACAGAUGUCGAGCACGCCUGACAUCCUCAGGAAGAACACGGCUGGAGAUCCAGAGCCGGAGACAAACAGUGUGGCUAAGGAUUCUCCAGACUCUCAGUCAUAUUCUGCCCCUGACUCGCCCUCGCCGGCUGCCCAGCCCCCUGCUGUGUCCCCGUCCUCACCCACACCUGCAGCUCCGGCUCAGGUGAGGCCGGGGGUGAGCGGCGCCCAGCGGAGGGCUCAGGCCGUCAGGCUGGGAGCUCUGAUCGCUGAGCUGGAGAAGACGUUACAGAACCAGAGCUGCUCUGAGAAGGAGCUGCGAGCCCUCGAACACCAGAUACUGCACCUGUCAACCAUAUUAAAGAACAACCUCUCUCUGUUGAGGAGCUCAUCAUCAGAGGAGACUCUGGCUGUGGAGGAAGUCCUGGGCAGUUUUGACUUCCUGUCAAACGACUUCAACGGAGAUGAUGACACCUCGUGUUUGGGCAGCCUGAGGCUGAAAGACAGCGGCAUCAGUUCUUUGCAGCAGAGCACUCUGGGAAAGCUCAACCAGCUGACUGCUGAGGAAGAACUGGUUAUCGCCCCUUUGACUUCUGGGAAUUGGGGUCUUGACCAGGCUCUAGAGACGCACCUGGAUAUAUGUUGCAUCCUGCUACAGCUGAUAAGAACGACCGACUUCAGCCCGUCGAGGAGGGAGCUGCUGCAGGAAACGGCUCUGCAGGCUGAAGUCCUGGACAGAGUCAGCUGUCUGCUGCUGGAGAAGCACGACAGCAUCUCCGCACGAGACAUCCUCCCGAAGGCCCAGAGGACGAGAGAUGUGCUGCUGUUCUGGGAGGAGUGUGUGGCCGACAGCAGCUCUCCCUUCUGUUGCCACUCGGAAAGUUUCUCCAGGACGCUGAAGAAACGUUACACGCACAAGGUGAAGGCCAAGCAGCCCGGCCAAUCAGAGAAAGUGUUUUCUCAGCUCCUGCAGCAGCUCCAGGCGGCCUGUCGGAUGGUGCCCAGCCCUCGGCCGGUCUGCAGCCCGGAGAGAGUCACCCUCUUCCAGCUGUCGGUGUAUCUGAAGCGCUGGAGCGUCCAGCAGCUGGGAGAGCACAUCUCACGCCUCUCCAAAGAAGAGUACAUCCUGUCGGCCCUGAGGAGUCCCAAAAGGAGGCGGGGUUUAAAUAAACUGAGGGCGCGGUCCAUCGCGGAGCUCCUCCCACUGGGAUGCACGCUGCAGACUCUGGCCGCCCUGCAGAUCGACUCCAACCACAAAGUCUGCAAAGCUGCCGUCAGCUGCCUCUGCAGGGCCGCCGGCUGCAAAGCCUUCAGGAACAAGGCGGUCGUUUACUACACAGAGAGUUUGAAAAUCGCCGAUGUUCGGAUCCAACAAGGUUCCUGUCUGGCUCUGAAGUGCCUCAGGGCGACAGAGAGCGUGGACCACAUCGCAGAUUUAUGGAGGUCAGCGGAUGAGGAUCUCCGCAGCGCUGUCAGAGAGACCGUCCUCUCCUUUGGUAAAAAAGGCUACCUGGCCUUCCAGAGGAUGGACCAGCUGUACACUGAGAUGGAGGAGGAGGCGUAUCAGAACCAAGAGACGGAGAUUACAUUUCUAUAGGACACAGUCUGGACCUGAAACAAGGCCGGAGAGACCCGACACGAAGAGUCUCGAUGAUCCUGACUGUCAGGCUGAGAGACGACACGCAAACAAAACUCACGAGGCAUCGAACUUUCUGAUUUUGUUUGGAGAGAUCGGAACCAAAGAGCCGAGUGCAGGAGAUGUGAAGAUGCCUCUAGCUUUCUCUGGAUGGAUCAUGCUUCAUCCUUCGACCAAAGAAGAGACUUUACUGGGAUCUUGGAUUAAUUUUUUUUUCUUUUGCUCUAAUAUGCAGAAAGAGUCCUGUUGUAGUUAUUUAACCUGCUUAGAUUCCCGGUGCAGCUUAAAGUUGAUUUCUGCUUUUGUUUUCUUUUUGGGACUAACAACAACAUCUGCAUCUUGGUUUUGUUGGACGAUGAAGGAGAAACGUCUUGUUAUUUCAUCAAAUGUUUCGAUAAGAGGCGUAUAAAUCCCUGAGGGUUCGUACCGGCUGGUGGGUGUGAAGACUGAAGGUUCACCCAGCAGAACACAUCAGUGCAACGAGAUGAUCAAUGUCAUUCACUCCACCUGUCAGCGGUUUUAAUGUUGCGGCUGAUCGGUGUGUAAUCACUGUUAAUGGACUCAGCUGUGUGUGUGUGAUCACUGAGACGCAGGCAGGUGCUGCCCUCUGCUGGCUGCUUCAGGACGAAGGCCCUGACCUGAGGACGCCUUCUCUGCCCACAGUGCAGAUUUGGCUGUGGUCAAACUGACCUGGGACCUCUAAGGCUGGGACAUUUAAGGAAUGUUUGGAGGGUCAAUACAGUGGCAUGGGAAGAGGAGCUCAGUCACAUGAGGUUUCUCUUCAGCCCUGACAGCUCGUCACAGAUUUUGGUACCAGAAAAUGAUCAAAAUUACAUAAUUUUCCUCUCACAGUGAAUCCUCAACAAAACCACAGCUGCACCAUUAAGACACAGUUUGUCCAUUUUCUUUUAGAUGCAGAGUCAGAAUGAACUUGUUCAGAAUAUAAACAGGAUCCAGGGUUCGGUCUUAGCUGUGUUUAAAGAUUCUCUGCCUGGUUUGUUUCAGUCUCGUCCUGCAGGACCAGAUGGCUCAGAGGCAACAACAAGAACUUAUCAGAAGGAAGCGACAGUCAGCAAAAACAAAUGUAUUCGAUUGCAGGACUUCUUGUGUGUUUGUUUUUCAUGGUAGCAUGGAAGGAAAGCCGAGAAAGAGGAGCAAUAAUGAAGGAUCAUAGAGAUAUUUGCAAGAAAUUAAGGAUGACAGGAGGGUGAAGGAAGUAAGAAUGUGUAGGACAGGAUUUAGCAACACUUCAGGCAGGCUAGCAGCUGUAUGGGGCUGUCCUUCAGCACAGGAGGGAGUUCUCUGAGCUAAAUGCUAACGUCAGCAUGCUAACAUGAUGAUGUUCAGCGGGUAAAACCACGUUCACCAUCUUGGUUUGAUCUGUUAGCAUGCCAGCAUUUACUACGUAGAAACACAAUUUCACACACAAGUUUUUUCAGCUAAAGGUUAGACUCAGCAUGCUGCAUUGUUUUACCGUCACAACAUGUUUAUUUACCAUCCUGGUUAAACAUGUUAGCAUGCUAACAUUUGGUCAUUAGAUACACACAUUGCAUCUAAACCUGCAUAAACCAAAGUGUUGGACGUGUAAGAGUUCAGUUGUUAUCUCGUGUUCGUGCUAAAUAAAAACCGAAG